AUGAAGUCGUCCAUGUUCCUUGUGGCCACCAGCGCCCUGCUGGCUUCGGCCAGUCCCAUCCGCGACGCCGAGAAGCGUGCCCCCGUCAAGACGGUCACCGAGUGGGUCUACGCCACUGAGAUCAGCACCGCCGUUGUCACCCUCGCCCCCGGCCAGGAGCCGCCCGCCGAAGACGCCAAGUUCAACGAGGUCAAGAAGCCUCUCCGGUUCAACGACGUCGAGGACUCGCCCGAGGCGGCCCCCACCAACAUCUUCGACCUGCCGCCCCCGGAUGUUGUUGUCGACCCUCCUCGUCAACCUCGUCCCGCCCAUGUCCCCUCCGAGUACGAGCCCAACAACAGGCCGAGGCCCACCGCGGCCCCGCGCCCUGCCCGUCCCGAUCGCAAGGAGCCUGAGCCCACGUACGCUCCCCGCAAGCCCAAGGAGUCUGAGCCCUCCGCCGGCGGCAACCUCGACGAAUACGCCAAGUCCAUGCUCGACAAGCACAACGAGGCCCGCCGUGAGCACAGAGUUCCCGCCUUCAAGUGGAACGACGAACUGGCCCAGGCGGCCAAGAGCUCGGCCGAGAACUGUAUCGACAACCAUGACAACCAUGGCAAGGGCUUUGGUCAGAACCUGGCCUGGCUGUGGACCUCUGAUCAGGGCGACAGCGCCACAAAGGUCGCUCUUGGCGGUGUCAAGAGCUGGUACGAUGAGAAGAAGAACUUUGGCAACCUCUACGGAGUGCCGGACCCCACCUCGGGCAACUUCAAUGCCAUCGGCCACUACACCCAGAUGGUCUGGAAGGCGACUGACGAGGUUGGCUGCGCGACUCACCGUUGCUCCAACUCCAAGGUCGACUGGGUCACUGUCUGCAACUACAAGAAGCCAGGCAACGUCCCGGGCCAGUUUGGCGAAAUGGUUCCUCAGCCCUCGUGA
Messenger RNA from Hirsutella rhossiliensis, 918 nucleotides. RefSeq names its product cysteine-rich secretory protein family domain-containing protein. NCBI's taxonomy places the organism in Eukaryota, Fungi, Ascomycota, Sordariomycetes, Hypocreales, Ophiocordycipitaceae. The record is from RefSeq and is a predicted model, not a curated record. Gene Ontology annotation, cellular component: extracellular region. The transcript is spliced from 3 exons. The coding region runs from base 1 to 918 and encodes 305 amino acids.